CCCCCGACCUCUGAACAUGCCCUGGCUCCUCAAGACGGUCCUCGGCGAGUCGCCCGCGAUCAUCGGCAAGCAGAUCCCCAUCGAGCUCUUCCGCACGGAGAGGGAGUGCGAAAUCUCGCUCAACAUCGUGCACAGCGGCGCGGCGAAGCGCAUCCUGACGGUGCUGAGGUCGGGGGCCUCGUCGCUAGACCUGGAGCUGGGCGUGCUGCUCGAGUCGCAGGCCGAGGGCGAGCUGCCGGAGCAGCUGAUCGGAGGCUUCCGCGUGACACACCCAGACCUUACGUUGCCCCACCAUCAGCCCCUCCCCCUAUAUCGAAACCUUCGUGAGCGUGCCCGCGGAGUAGCUCGCGACGGCCCGCGGGGCCUCCCUGGGCCUCCGCGCGCGCACUGCAUUGGGGCGGCCGACGCCGGCGCAACACGCCGGGCGCCUCCCGGAUGUCUUUGUGAGGCCUCGAGGCACGCAGCGCCGCGCCUGCAGCCUGGUUGUCACGCCGUGCGUCGGGAGGGCGUAUUUCUGAGGAGCAGAA
Messenger RNA from Prorocentrum cordatum, 527 nucleotides. NCBI's taxonomy places the organism in Eukaryota, Dinophyceae, Prorocentrales, Prorocentraceae. The record is from the annotation of a GenBank genome assembly.